UAUUUUUUAUCAGGCAGAUAAAAAGUUAAUGAUGCUAAUAUCAUACAAUUUCAGGUACCAUCCUGAUAAGAAUGCAAAUGACCCUAAAGCAGCUGAUAUAUUUAAGGAGGUCACUUUUUCUUACAAUAUUUUAUCUGAUCCUGAUAAACGACAUCAGUAUGACACAGCUGGGUUUGAGGCUGUUGAAUCAGAGAGCCAAGAUUUGGAGUUAGAUCUUUCAAGUUUAGGUGCUGUGAACACCAUCUUUGCUGCACUUUUUAGUAAACUUGGUGUGCCAAUCAAAACAACUGUAUCAGCAACUGUCUUGGAGGAGGCACUACAUGGCACAGUAACAAUUCAUCCACUUCCACUAGGACAACGCGCGUUUAGAAAGGUUGAAAAACAAUGCGCUCAUUUUUAUGCUGUUACCAUAACAGAGGAGGAGGCACGAUCUGGAUUUGUGUGCCGUGCCCAAUCACCAGACAAAAGCAAAUUCAAGGUUUGUACAAGAAUGUUAAGUAAUCUGUAUGUUCGUUGCGGAAGGUGCAGCUAUUUAAAUUUUAGAGUUGUGAAAGUCAUUAAUAUUUAUAAUACUGGAGGAGUCUUGGUCAAUAAAUAAGUUCACUUGUUCAAACUUAAAUUCUAAGUUCUCUUUCUUCAUCUCUUCCUUCUUUGACACAUAAAUUAACUUGUCCAAACUUAUUUCUGUUGGUAGGUCAUUUUUUGAGCUCAUUUCAUCACAGAUUUUAUCCUCUUUAUACCCAAUUGUUUUUGAAAAGUUCUACGAUGAAGGAAAAAAAAAAGAGUUACUUUGAAGGCCUUACAUAAUAU
This is a messenger RNA of Camellia sinensis, 810 nucleotides long. The record is from RefSeq and is a predicted model, not a curated record. NCBI's taxonomy places the organism in Eukaryota, Viridiplantae, Streptophyta, Magnoliopsida, Ericales, Theaceae.